Molecule: messenger RNA, 1414 nt
Organism: Hemiscyllium ocellatum (epaulette shark)
Lineage: Eukaryota; Metazoa; Chordata; Chondrichthyes; Orectolobiformes; Hemiscylliidae
Gene: phox2bb
Product: paired like homeobox 2Bb
Exons: 3
Coding region: 1-927 (308 amino acids)
Biological process (GO): regulation of transcription by RNA polymerase II
Molecular function (GO): RNA polymerase II transcription regulatory region sequence-specific DNA binding; DNA-binding transcription factor activity, RNA polymerase II-specific
Source: RefSeq, a predicted model, not a curated record
AUGUAUAAAAUGGAAUAUUCUUACCUCAAUUCUUCUGCCUACGAGUCGUGUAUGGCUGGUAUGGACACUUCAAGCCUUGCUUCAGCUUAUGCUGACUUCAGUUCUUGCAGCCAGGCGAGUGGAUUCCAAUAUAAUCCUAUAAGGACCACAUUCGGGGCCAGCUCGGGAUGCCCAUCUCUAACUCCAGGAUCCUGCAGCCUUGGAACUCUUAGGGACCAUCAGAGCAGUCCAUAUGCAGCAGUACCAUACAAGUUGUUCACGGAUCACGGCGGCCUGAACGAAAAGCGGAAACAGAGACGGAUACGGACCACUUUCACCAGCGCUCAGUUGAAGGAACUAGAGCGUGUGUUUGCAGAGACCCACUACCCGGAUAUUUACACACGCGAAGAGCUGGCUCUGAAGAUAGACCUUACCGAGGCCAGAGUGCAGGUUUGGUUUCAGAACCGCCGGGCUAAAUUCCGCAAACAGGAGCGAGCGGCGGCGGCGGCGGCGGCAGCGGCCAAGAGCAGCGGCUCGGCCAAGAAAUCCGACCUGCGCUCCGAGGAGGACAACAAGGACUCGAAACCGGCCGACCCGGACAGCACGGCUCCGGGCAGCUGUGUGCCAACCCCGGGCACCGGCGGCGGGGUGUCUGGCAGCGGGGCAGGGGGAGGAGGUGGAGGUGCUGGAGGAGGUGGAGGGGGAGGUGGUGGAGGGGCUCUGGGGGCCGGUGACUCCGCCAAAGCGGCUACCGCGGCGGCUGCAGCGGCGGCGGCGGCGGCGGCGGCAGCGGCGGCUGCGGGAGUAGCGGGUACCGGCUGGGCAACAGGCCCGGGCGGAGUGAGCGCAGUGCCCGACUCAAUAGGAGGGCCUUUCGCCAGCGUGCUGUCCUCACUGCAGAGACCCAACGGAACUAAAGCCACUUUAGUAAAAAGCAGCAUGUUCUGAACCCUUUACCCCCUUGUCCUUCCAACACUGGGAUUUCAAAAAAAUGUUUAAGGGAAAAAAAAAGACAAAAAAAAACAUUUUGUGUGUCUUUCUACAGCGGUGUUCUGUGACUAAACUGUAAGUGUUCUUCUCAGUAUAAAUCGUCUUCUCUCGUUGACCUUAAAAUACCCUCCCUUCCCCAAUCCCUUCCCCUCCCACCCCACCCCACCACACACACACCUUGUAGUCUAUCUAGAGUGUGUUAAUGGAUAAUUCAAUACGAAACAGAUCAUCACGGGUUGAGUUAUUUUGUUUAGGUAAAAGCUGGUUCAUAUUAUAAUAAUAAUGGUAUAUAUUUUUGUUAAAUGCAUGUUACCGUCCUCUCCGCCCCCAACACCUCUCUCCCGUUCGAAAUUAUGGUGAGCAUAAUCCUCAUAAAUUAUGUUCAGGAGUUCAGAAUUAUUUAUAUGUGGUAUAAUGGAUGCUUAUAUUUAAAUAAGGGAAAUAU